Molecule: messenger RNA, 954 nt
Organism: Acanthosepion pharaonis
Lineage: Eukaryota; Metazoa; Mollusca; Cephalopoda; Sepiida; Sepiidae
Source: the annotation of a GenBank genome assembly
AUGGCUACACCAACAACCAGCAAUAUUAAAUACGAAAUGCUCGAGGAUGAAGAUGAGGGAGAUACAUCAGAAGAAGGAUCAGAAAUAAUUAUUAUAACCCCAAUCCAUAGUGAUCGUGAGGACGAUGAUACACGUGUUUUGAACAUCGUUCUAUCAGCUAACAACAACAUAAGAAGGAAUUCAAGCCCUUCUUCAUUCACAGCUCAUCUCCCCCAUUUAACAAAUAAUGAUAGUAUCGCUUCUUCUAUGCCAGCCUUCUCUGCUCAGCCUUCUUGUGCUUCUUCUACGCCACCACCCCCACCUUACGAGGGAGCAGAAGCCUCUCCUCAAGCCAGUGGUACCACAACUUCGCUAAACUUGGCCGAGUCUGAAAGUCAAGACAUGGUCACGUUGAUGAUGAUUUCGAGCAGUCACAAGAUGUCACCAAGUAAUGGUGCUGUUCACCAGCAGAAUGUCCUGGGUGGUCACGCCUUACCUUCUUACGAUGUGGCAACUGACCUGCCUUCUUAUGAAGAGGCUGAAAGAUCAAAAGAAGAAGAAAUGAGACGGGCUGAACAGACUGACUCGCAACAACAAGACGAGGAAAGAAAUAACCUCGAUACUACCGAACAUCUCACGAGCAUGGCCAUAGGUACGGAUUGGACAUUCUUAUGCACUUUCAUCAUUUCAUUCUUGUUCAAUUGGAUUGGAUUUUUGCUGUCUCUCUGCAUCACAAGCACGAUAUCGGGCCGUUGUGGGGCCCUGUCCGGUCUUGGACUCUCAGUGGUCAAAUGGGUGGCCAUUGUCAAACACAGCAACUGGGCAAGUGGCUUUGCUGAGGAAGAAUCUUGGCUUUGGUGGAGCCUCAUGAUCUGCGGCUUCUUGCUUUUUAUCCGCGGAUGUGUCCAAUACAUUCACAUCAAAUAUGAGUGGAAAAAAAUUGCUGGUCGACUCCAGCAGUUCUAUUUUUUCUAA